GGGUGUGUCUGUGGCGUCUCAUGGCAGGAGGCUCAGGCACAACCUGGGGUUACCGUGUGGCCCUGCUACUGCUGGUCGCCACCCUGGGGCUGGGUAGGCGGCUCCAGACCGACCCUGGCCUCCCAGGCCUCCAGCACAGCUAUGACUGUGGGAUCAAGGGAAUGCAGCUGCUGGUGUUCCCCAGGCCAGGCCAGACUCUCCGCUUCAAGGUGGUGGAUGAAUUUGGGAACCGAUUUGAUGUCAACAACUGCUCCAUCUGCUACCACUGGGUCACCUCCAGGCCGCAGGAGCCUGCAGUCUUCUCGGCUGAUUACAGAGGCUGCCACGUGCUGGAGAAGGAUGGGCGUUUCCACCUGAGGGUGUUCAUGGAGGCUGUGCUGCCCAAUGGUCGUGUGGAUGUGGCACAAGACACUACUCUGAUCUGUCCCAAACCUGACCACUCCUGGACUCUGGACUCCCAGCUGGCACCACCCGCCAUGUUCUCUGUCUCGACCCCACAAACCUUUUCCUUCCUCCCCACCUCUGGCCAUACCUCCCCAGGCUCUGGCCAUGCCUUUCCCAGCCCACUGGACCCAGGGCACAGCUCUGUCCGCCCAACCCCUGCUUUACCAUCCCCUGGACCUGGACCUGCCCUCGCCACCCUGGCUCAAGCCCACUGGGGCACCUUGGAACACUGGGAUGUGAACAAACCAGAUUACAUAGGUACCCACCUGAGCCAGGAGCAGUGCCAGGUGGCCUCAGGGCACCUCCCCUGCAUCGUGAGAAGAACUUCAAAGGAAGCCUGUCAGCAGGCUGGCUGCUGCUAUGACAACACCAGAGAGGUUCCCUGUUACUAUGGCAACACAGCUACUGUCCAGUGCUUCAGAGAUGGCUACUUUGUCCUUGUGGUGUCCCAAGAAAUGGCCUUGACACACAGGAUCACACUGGCCAACAUCCACCUGGCCUAUGCCCCCACCAGCUGCUCCCCAGCACAGCACACGGAAGCUUUCGUGGUCUUCUACUUCCCUCUCACCCACUGUGGAACCACAAUGCAGGUGGCUGGCGACCAGCUCAUCUAUGAGAACUGGCUGGUGUCUGGCAUCCACAUCCGAAAGGGGCCACAGGGUUCUAUCACGCGGGACAGCACCUUCCAGCUUCAUGUGCGCUGUGUCUUCAACGCCAGUGACUUCCUGCCCAUUCAGGCGUCCAUUUUCCCACCCCCAUCGUCUGCCCCUGUGACCCAGCCCGGCCCCCUGCGGCUUGAGCUGCGGAUUGCCAAGGACGAGACCUUCAGCUCCUACUAUGGGGAGGAUGACUAUCCCAUCGUGAGGCUGCUCCGAGAACCAGUCCAUGUGGAGGUCCGGCUUCUGCAGAGGACAGACCCCAACCUGGUCCUGCUGCUGCACCAGUGCUGGGGCGCUCCCAGUGCCAACCCCUUCCAGCAGCCCCAGUGGCCCAUCCUGUCAGACGGAUGCCCUUUCGAGGGCGACAGCUACAGAACCCAAAUGGUAGCCUUGGACGGGGCCACACCUUUCCAGUCUCACUACCAGCGAUUCACUGUUGCCACCUUCGCCCUCCUGGACUCUGGCUCCCAGAGAGCCCUCAGAGGACCGGUUUACUUGUUCUGCAGCACCUCUGCCUGCCACACCUUAGGGCUGGAGACUUGCUCCACUGCAUGCAGCACUGGCACUACAAGACAGCGACGAUCCUCAGGUCACGGUAAUGACACUGCCAGGCCCCAGGACAUCGUGAGCUCUCCGGGGCCAGUGGGCUUUGAGGAUUCUUAUGGGCAGGAGCCCACACUUGGGCCCACAGACUCCAAUGGGAACUCCAGCCUGAGGCCUCUCCUUUGGGUGGUCCUUUCGCUGCCAGCUGUUGCCCUGGUCCUUGGGUUUGGUGUCUUUGUGGGCCUGAGCCAGACCUGGGCCCAGAAGCUUUGGGAAAGCAACAGACAGUGAAUGGGCUCAAUAAACAAUCAUUUCAAACCUACUGAAACCAGGUGUGGAGAAGUUAUUUGUGACCACUAGAACAGAACUAUUUCUUAUGUGAGAAACUUCCUCCAAGUCAGCUCUGUCCUUCCAGAACUGUGAUGUCGAUUACAAAUACUUCAUAUAUGCCACACCUUGCACAGAGGCCAAUGUCCCCCAAGGCUCAACUUGGG
Symphalangus syndactylus (siamang) is the source of this 2140-nucleotide messenger RNA. RefSeq names its product zona pellucida glycoprotein 1 (gene ZP1). Gene Ontology annotation, biological process: binding of sperm to zona pellucida; prevention of polyspermy. NCBI's taxonomy places the organism in Eukaryota, Metazoa, Chordata, Mammalia, Primates, Hylobatidae. Gene Ontology annotation, molecular function: structural constituent of egg coat; acrosin binding. Gene Ontology annotation, cellular component: egg coat. The record is from RefSeq and is a predicted model, not a curated record.